AUGUCUUGGUCCCGAGUGACUAAGACAGUGAAUGUUUAUAACAGAUGUGUCGAGGCUUUUGUAUCAAGGAGUGAAAGAAAAGGGGAAAAGCAAACAAAAUUGGAAGUGGGCUCUCCGAGUGCGCGAUACGGCGCCAUCGCGUCAGAACAGAGCCUCCGCGGCCGCGACCGCAGCGGCGGCCGGUGUACGAAAGCGCGUAAUUUUCCACUGGGACCGGUACCGCCGACCGGUCUGCCGGAGCCGUGGCCCUCGCCGCUCACACGGACACGCACGCGCACACGUGUACAGACACACCGCACCGUUCACACACAAAGCGAAAAUCGCGCACAACAGUACGCCACCUCCCACAGCUUUACU
Molecule: messenger RNA, 357 nt
Organism: Iphiclides podalirius (scarce swallowtail)
Lineage: Eukaryota; Metazoa; Arthropoda; Insecta; Lepidoptera; Papilionidae
Source: the annotation of a GenBank genome assembly